UAUCGCUCUAUCCCGCUUUAACUAUCAUUCCCAAAACCGAUUUUCACGAAGUCAGUACUGAAUACUCAAUUGAAGAAAAAGUGAUAAAGAUGGAGUCUAACACGUUUCUUGAAAUGCUGAGCGCCAGGAAUUCUUCGGGUGGAAACUACUUCCACGAAGCAUGUCAAGCUGGCUCAUUAGAUCUUCUUAUGAGGGCAAAAAUGUGGAUGGAUCAACCAAUCCCAUCGAUCUUGACUACAAGAAACUACAAUGGUGAGCAAUGCUCCCAUAUCAUCGUGAAGAACAAGAAUAAUUAUGCACAAAAGAUGAUGGACAUCGUCUUGAAGCUCGGGGCUGACAUAAACGGCCGGGAAAGCCUCGUUGGUUUCACUCCUCUGCAUUUGUGUGUCUGGAAAAGGAAUUACGAGCUCGCCGAAUGGCUGUGCAGGGCACCAGGCAUCGAUCUCGAGACUACUAACUACGCCGGGCAGACUGUCUAUCAACUUGCCUUAGAACGAGACGACAAUCAAAUGAUGGAGAUAAUCAAAAGGGCCGGAACCAAGUGCGAAUCUUAGAAAUUGAGAAAACGUGAUAAGUGAUAAGGAACAAUGUUGUGUGAAAAAGCUGAGCUCAAAGAGGCUAUACUUAACAGUUUACAUUUAGAAAUCGUAAGUUAAUCUAGGCAGCUAAUUUUACGGUUGUGAUCCAUGCAAACGGUUGUUUCAUUAUUUGAAUAUUUGUUAUGUUUUAUUAUUGCUUUUUUUAUGUUUGUUAAAGAUUAAAAUUGUAACUUAUUAUCUUUUUUAAUUUUUAAAAAUAAGUGUCAGCACUUUUUUGCUCUCUAAAGGAUCUCCAUGACUUACCAAAGCAAUUGGAUUUUUCAUAGAUAAUAGCUCGAAUAUUUUUAAUGCGUACAGUGUUUUAAAAAAAUAAAACAAAUGUUCCUUUAUCGUAAUUAAUUUAAUACAUAUGUUGUAAUAUAACUGACU
Molecule: messenger RNA, 968 nt
Organism: Cotesia glomerata
Lineage: Eukaryota; Metazoa; Arthropoda; Insecta; Hymenoptera; Braconidae
Product: NF-kappa-B inhibitor cactus-like
Exons: 1
Coding region: 90-554 (154 amino acids)
Molecular function (GO): protein binding
Source: RefSeq, a predicted model, not a curated record